Molecule: messenger RNA, 931 nt
Organism: Vicia villosa (hairy vetch)
Lineage: Eukaryota; Viridiplantae; Streptophyta; Magnoliopsida; Fabales; Fabaceae
Product: HMG-Y-related protein A-like
Exons: 2
Coding region: 139-732 (197 amino acids)
Biological process (GO): regulation of DNA-templated transcription; chromosome condensation; negative regulation of DNA recombination
Cellular component (GO): chromatin; nucleolus; nucleosome
Molecular function (GO): double-stranded DNA binding; nucleosomal DNA binding
Source: RefSeq, a predicted model, not a curated record
CAUUUAUCUCCCUUUAAAUUCAAUCUUAGUCCUUGCAUCAAUCACUCACAAUCUCAUUUCUCAUCACAAAAUUUCAAUCUCUCUCAGAAAUUUUUAGCUCAAUUUUUAAGCUUUUUUCCUCACUCUUUUGCAGCUUCAAUGGCAACAAAGGAGGUUAAUAAGCCUCAGUCACUUCCUCCUUACCCUGAGUUGAUACUGAAGGCUCUUGAUGAACUGAAUGAACCAAAUGGAUCAAACAAAUCAGCAAUAUCAAACCACAUAGAAUCAAUUUACGGUGAGCUACCAGAAGGCCAUGCAGUUGUUCUUGCGUAUCAUCUGAACCAGAUGAAAGACAACGGUGAGCUUGUUUUUGCAAAGAACAACUACUCAAGGCCGGAUCCAAGUGCUCCACCAAAGAGAGGACGUGGUAGGCCUCCAAAGGCGAAGGAUCCAUUGGCCCCACCACCUUCAGCUGUUGUGUCCCCUCCAAGGCCGAGGGGUCGUCCACCUAAGGACCCUAAUGCACCCCCAAAGACCCCCAAGACUUCUGGAAGUGGUAGGCCAAGGGGUAGGCCGAAGAAGAUUGCAAGAACUGAGGAGGCUAGUGUUGAGACAUCAAGUCCUGUUAGUGUUGCUGCUGUGAAUGUUGAUGUUGUUGUUCCAUGUGUUGCUGCUGUUCCUACUUCGAGUGGGAGACCAAGGGGUAGGCCUCCUAAGGUGAAGCCUCAGAUGACACAAGUGAGUGUGUCAUAGAUGGAAGGGGGAAUGUUGAAGAUGGAGUAGUGAUGAUGUGUAGAACUAGAAGUGGGUGUGGUUUUAUAUUAGUUUAUUGUUACUGUUAUGUGUUGUGUUGUUAAUGUAAUUGCUUUGUAAAAUUUAUGUAGUGGUAGUUUAGUUUAUGAGAUGGUUGUUGGUGUUUCUAAUGUCAAUGAAGACAGUGACUUUGGGCUGA